UGGAGCGGGCGCGGGGGCGCGCGCUGGCCUGACGGACGGACUGACGGACAAACGGACGGAGCAGCAGAGGCGAGCGCGCAUCUCAGACCCGCCCGGACGCAGCGCUCGCCCGGUGGCGGCGGCGGCGAUCACCGGCUCCGGUCCGGCGGCCGCAGCGCCUGCCCUCGCCCGCGCCCCAUGGGGUCACAGAGUCUGUAGGAGAGGCGGCACCGAGGCUUCCCGAUGAGCAACCGGCGGGAAGACAUGGAAAUCACGUCCCACUACCGGCACCUGCUGCGCGAGCUGGACGAGCAGAGGCAGCACGGCGUCCUGUGCGACGCGUGUGUCGUGGUCGAGGGCAGGGUGUUCAAGGCCCACAAGAACGUGCUGCUCGGCAGCAGCCGCUACUUCAAGACGCUGUACUGCCAGGUGCAGAAGGCGUCCGAGCCGGCCACGGUCACGCACCUGGACAUCGUCACGGCCCAGGGCUUCCAGGCCAUCAUCGACUUCAUGUACUCCGCCCACCUGGCCCUCACCAGCCGGAACGUCAUCGAGGUGAUGUCCGCGGCCAGCUUCCUGCAGAUGACGGACAUCGUGCAGGCCUGCCACGACUUCAUCAAGGCCGCGCUGGACAUCAGCAUCAAGCCGGACGCCUCGGACGAGCUCUCGGAGUUCGAGAUGGCUGCCCCGCCCGGCAGCGGCGCCGACGCGCUCCUCUCCGCCGUGAUGGCCGGAAGGAGCAUCUCCCCGUGGCUGGCUCGGCGCCCCAGUCCCACCAAUUCUUCUGGAGACUCGGCCAUCGCCAGCUGCCACGAGGGAGGAAGCAGCUACGGCAGAGAGGACCAGGAGUCCAAGGCCAACGGCGCCGACGACCUGUCUGCGCAGGCGCUGUGGCCCGGCGACGCGGGCUGCGGGCCUCUGCGCGUCAAGGAGGAGCAGAGCUCGCCCUCCCACUGCGGAGGGAGCGAGCCGCCCGUGGCCCGGGAUGGCGCCGCGCAGAACCCUUUCUCCGAGCAGGCCGCAGGGGAUGGCUGGCAGCCCACGGGCCGAAGGAAGAAUCGGAAGAACAAAGAGACGGUCCGGCACAUCACGCAGCAGGCGGAGGACGAGAGCCAGGCCGGGUCCCCGGGGCCAGCCUUCUUGCAGACGUCCGGGCAGCCAUUCAGCGGCCGUGACUCAAAUUCAGACUUGACCGUCGCCGAGGCCAGCAGCUCCGACAGCCGAGGGGACAGGGUGGACCUCUGUGCCCACGUGGACGAGGGCUUCCUGGGGGCAGAAGCCAGCUACCUGGGCCGGCCCCUCACCCCCGAGAAGGACGAGGCGCUGCAGCAGGCCACCGCGGUGGCCAACCUGCGGGCGGCGCUCAUGAGUAAGAACAGCCUGCUGUCCCUCAAGGCCGACGUGCUCGGGGACGACAGCGCCCUCCUGCUGGAGUACCUGCCCAAAGGCACCCACUCCCUGUCUCUCAAUGAGUUCACGGUCAUCAGGAAGAAGUUCAAGUGCCCGUACUGCAGCUUCUCGGCCAUGCACCAGUGCAUCCUCAAGCGCCACAUGCGCUCCCACACAGGCGAGCGGCCCUACCCCUGCGAGAUCUGUGGGAAGAAGUUCACCCGGCGCGAGCACAUGAAGCGGCACACGCUGGUGCACAGCAAGGACAAGAAGUACGUGUGCAAGCUGUGCAGCCGGGUGUUCAUGUCGGCCGCCAGCGUGGGCAUCAAGCACGGCUCGCGGCGCCACGGCGUGUGCGCCGACUGUGCGGGCCGCGGCGCGGCCGGGCCGCUGGAUGGUGUUGGGGCCGCCGGCUCCCCUGAGCUAUUCUCCAGUGACGGACCCUACCUGGAGGACCCCGACGACCCUCGCGGGGACGGCGAGGAGGAGCUGGGUGAGGACGAGGACGACGGCCUGGCCCACGAGGACGCGCUGCUGGGGGAGGACAAGGACGACGAGGACUCGCCUCGGGGGCCGCGCAGCCCCUUGGGGUCGGCUGGCAAGGACUUUGCCUGGAUCUCCUAGGCCCUGGGCCGGGCACCGGGGUGGUGGCUGUGCCACCCCUCCACCUGAGUGUGCAUGCUUAGGGGUCUCCCUCGCCCGGGAGGGCCAUCUGAGCCCGCAGCCCCCCUCCCGGCCCCUCGGUUCUGCUCCUGCCCCAGACAUACCCGAGGGCCAGCCCGGCGGUCUCGGGAGCAGGUGUGGGCUCCGCCACGGGGGCUCUGGGGUCCAACACGAAGUUGGUGGGGUACA
Eptesicus fuscus (big brown bat) is the source of this 2220-nucleotide messenger RNA. It is a transcript of the gene ZBTB46, whose product is annotated as zinc finger and BTB domain containing 46. Gene Ontology annotation, molecular function: DNA-binding transcription factor activity, RNA polymerase II-specific; protein binding; RNA polymerase II cis-regulatory region sequence-specific DNA binding. Gene Ontology annotation, biological process: regulation of transcription by RNA polymerase II. Lineage: Eukaryota; Metazoa; Chordata; Mammalia; Chiroptera; Vespertilionidae. The coding region runs from base 223 to 1992 and encodes 589 amino acids. The record is from RefSeq and is a predicted model, not a curated record. The transcript is spliced from 5 exons.